AUGGCAUCUUUAGCGGUGUGCUCAAAGCUGGUUCUUAUUUUCUGUGGAACCCUUCCAUUAGAAAAUUUUGGAAAUUCCAGGCGAACGUGUUCUUUUCUACGUUUUCUUUUCUACGUAAGACUCGAAGACAUCCCAACUAAUUACCACAUCCAUAGAUCACAAAUAUUUUUGAGUGGCACUGUAAAUUGGUUGGCAAGCAAUAAUUCAAGUAUGUAUUUCAUUCUUUCGCUUGAUUUAGAGGAGUCAUAUCGACAGCUUUGGCUACCUGAUUUAGAGAAGGAGUCGUAUCGACAACUUUGGCUACCUGAUUUCGAGAAUGAGAAUGAAAAUGGUCCGUGGAUCUUGGAUGUGAUGAGGAAUUGCAUGUGUGUCUUUGCAACUAGUGAUGUGUUUUUGGAUGUUUGGAUUAUGGAGUAUGGAAGUGAAGAGUCUUGGACUAAAUUGUACAGUGUUCCUAACAUGCAACAUCGGGGUUUAGAAGUCUAUAAAGCUUUAUAUAUUUCUGAGGAUGACCAACUACUCCUGCAGUGUUAUGAGAUUGAAAGUGGAGAUAUGAAGUUGGUUGUUUACGAUUCCAAAAAUGGUACUUUAAAUAUUCCCGAGUUUCAAAACAACUAUGAACAGAUAUACCCAAAUGUCUACAUUGCGAGUUUGAUAUCACCUUAAGUUGGGAUUCAUCUGCAACAUAUAUAUGGUUAGUUUUUGUCUGUGUUAUUUAUGUAUUAUGCCUAA
Messenger RNA from Medicago truncatula (barrel medic), 732 nucleotides. RefSeq lists its product as uncharacterized. NCBI's taxonomy places the organism in Eukaryota, Viridiplantae, Streptophyta, Magnoliopsida, Fabales, Fabaceae. The record is from RefSeq and is a predicted model, not a curated record. The transcript has 2 exons. Bases 1 to 666 code for a protein of 221 amino acids.